AUGAGGAGACCGAAGAAUGGUGGGUUCAAUGCGACAGGUGUGAAGCCUGGCAGCAUCAAAUAUGUAGUUCUGUUGUUUCAGAAAAUUAAAGGUGUAGAAGUGUGUCUUUUUGGUAUGUAUGUAAGAGAAUUUGGAGCAGAGUGUCCGCAGCCAAACCAUCGGUGUGUUUAUCUUUCUUAUCUGGAUUCAGUUAAGUACUUCAGGCCUGAGAUUAAGGCUGUGAUAUGGGAGUCUCUUCGUACAUUUGUAUAUCAUGAAAUUAUGAUAGGUUACCUAGAAUAUUGCAAAUUACGUGGUUUCACAAGUUGCUAUAUUUGGGCAUGCCCUCCAUUCAAGGGGGAAGAUUAUAUCUUGUAUUACCAUCCUGAAAUCCAGAAGACACCAAAAUCUGAUAAACUAAGAGAAUGGUCCAAAAUACUUCCAUUGGAUCCGAAAUUAGGGAAAAUGCCGAUAAUGGGUGCUUUUUUUCGUUGCUUUGAUCCUAUUCUUACAAUUGGUGCUGGACUUGGUGUCAGGGAUCCUUUUAUUUUGCCUCAAGAGAAGAAAGAUGCGAGUAAUCCAACUACUUCACACAAGGGCAUUUUGGUCUUUUCCUGA
Lactuca saligna is the source of this 597-nucleotide messenger RNA. The record is from the annotation of a GenBank genome assembly. NCBI's taxonomy places the organism in Eukaryota, Viridiplantae, Streptophyta, Magnoliopsida, Asterales, Asteraceae.